ACCUGCAGCGGCUGCGGCAAGGGCUUCACCCAGUCCAGCAGCCUGCUGAAGCACAAGCUCACCCACACCGGCGAGCGCCCCUACACCUGUGCCCAGUGCGGUAAGGGAUUCACCCGCUCCAGUCACUUGCUGAUACACCACCGCACCCACACUGGAGAGCGACCCUACACCUGUGCCCAGUGUGGCAAGGGAUUCACCCACUCCGGCAACCUGCUGGUGCACCAGCGUACCCACACUGGCGAGCGCCCCUACACCUGCGCCCAGUGCGGCAAGGGCUUCACCCGCUCUGACAGCCUGCUGGAGCACCAGCGCACCCACACCGGCGAGCGCCCCUACAUCUGCGCCCAGUGCAGCAAGGACUUCACCCAAUACAGUCACCUGCUGAUACACCAGCGCACCCACACUGGCGAGCGCCCCUACACCUGUGCCCAGUGCGGCAAGCGCUUCGCCACAUCCAGCAGCCUGCUGGUGCACCAGCGCACCCACACCGGGGAGCACGCCUACACCUGUGCCCAGUGCGGCAAGGGCUUCAUCUGCUCCAGCCAGCUGCUGGCCCACCAGCGGGUGCAUGCUGGCGACCGUCCUGUCCCCAGCUCGGUGUGUGGAGAGCGUUUUGCCAUGGCCUCCCACGCCCUGUCUCACCAGCAUGUGCACACCAGUGGCCAGCCCUACGACUGCCCGUACUGUGGUGAGUCGUUUGACAACUCGCGGGGGUUGCGGCAGCACCGGCGGGCCUACGCCGGCGAGGAGCUGCUCCCACUGUGA
This is a messenger RNA of Amblyraja radiata (thorny skate), 765 nucleotides long. Its product is annotated as zinc finger protein 2 homolog. The annotation marks the transcript as partial. Gene Ontology annotation, cellular component: nucleoplasm. NCBI's taxonomy places the organism in Eukaryota, Metazoa, Chordata, Chondrichthyes, Rajiformes, Rajidae. The transcript has a single exon. Gene Ontology annotation, biological process: regulation of immune system process; regulation of cytokine production; negative regulation of transcription by RNA polymerase II. The record is from RefSeq and is a predicted model, not a curated record. Gene Ontology annotation, molecular function: RNA polymerase II cis-regulatory region sequence-specific DNA binding; DNA-binding transcription repressor activity, RNA polymerase II-specific.